Molecule: messenger RNA, 1059 nt
Organism: Pyrenophora tritici-repentis Pt-1C-BFP
Lineage: Eukaryota; Fungi; Ascomycota; Dothideomycetes; Pleosporales; Pleosporaceae
Source: RefSeq, a predicted model, not a curated record
AUGACUCGUAAGAAGAACAACACCCGUGCUCACCCAGCACCAGCACCCCCUCCCCCUCCGCACCCCCAGCCCAACAACAGCAACAACCCCCAAGCAGGCAUCUGGUUCCGCCAAUUCCACCCCUUCGUCUAUGACCCCACCGCAGGCCUCCUCUCAAACUUCACACGCCUCGCCGCCCAACGCAACUGGGGCCCCAAACUACGCCGACGUCGCUGGACUGAAUGCCAAGAAGAAGAGUUUGGUCAUGCGUUUGGGACGGAUACGAAUAAGUUGGCUGCUUGGCAGGAGUUGUGUCGAGAGGUGGGUAUUGUGGAGGAGGAGGUGCCGGGGAGUAUUAGGGGAUGUAGGACUAUUUUUGUCUCUCGAUCUUGGUGCUCACCCUACUACACCGUCAACGUCAAGAUGCUGAACACUCCUCGAGCCUGGUCUUUGCGGCAGUACACGAAGCAGUUCCCUGACCUCAUGCAGUCUGUUACAGAAAGCAACAACAAGACAGAGGAUCAGAAACAAGCCGAGGAGCUGAGGCGUCUGGCAGAGCGCAAAGCCAUUGACCGCGACUACAUCGACUACAUCAUCUCUAGCGAUGUCGACAAGCUUGCAAAGAACGGCGAAAACCGUGCUUCCCGCGAGGAGUUGCUUGCGAUGAUCACCCCCCGUUUCGAAGGCUACUACGACAUGUCCCUCGCGCUAGACCGCCUCUACGAAGCCCGCAUGCAAGACAACCUGCCCGGCUACCGCGACUUCGCCAGCAUCUCCCCCAUGCUAGUCAUCCGCGACAUGACUCUAGCCGCCGACCAAGAAGCCGAGCGUCAAACGACGGAGCACAAGCAGACGACUGAUGAACUGGCGUCCAUGCUCGACUUUUGCACCAAGGUUCACUUGACUACUGCAUCUGCUACGUUGAAGUUUCUGGAUGGCUUGGGCUUUGCGCAGGACCCCAAGAUCAAGAGCUUGAGGAGCAUGUUGGAGAAAUCGCAGCGUGCGCUGAUCGAUAAUCACAAGGCGUGUGUUGAGGCUGGUAUCUUGACCAAGGAGAACACCAAGAGCAAUGGCGCUUGA